Pantherophis guttatus is the source of this 4802-nucleotide messenger RNA. The record is from RefSeq and is a predicted model, not a curated record. Lineage: Eukaryota; Metazoa; Chordata; Lepidosauria; Squamata; Colubridae.
UUUAUCUGCGCUGCCAACGUUUUCCUUGACUCCGACACCUCCAGUAUUGAGAGCAAACACGAAGUCACAAUCCUAGGAGGACUCAACGAAUUUGUAGUGAAGUUUUAUGGACCACAAGGAACACCGUACGAAGGUGGCGUGUGGAAAGUUCGCGUGGACCUUCCUGACAAAUACCCUUUCAAAUCCCCAUCUAUAGGAUUCAUGAAUAAAAUUUUUCAUCCCAACAUUGACGAAGCGUCAGGAACCGUAUGUCUAGAUGUAAUUAAUCAGACUUGGACAGCUCUCUAUGAUCUUACCAAUAUAUUUGAGUCGUUCCUGCCCCAGUUGUUGGCCUACCCCAACCCCAUAGACCCCCUUAAUGGUGACGCCGCAGCCAUGUACCUUCACCGACCAGAAGAAUACAAGCAGAAAAUUAAAGAAUACAUCCAGAAAUAUGCAACAGAGGAAGCCCUCAAAGAGCAGGAAGAAGGCACCGGCGACAGCUCUUCGGAGAGCUCCAUGUCUGACUUUUCAGAGGACGAGGCCCAGGAUAUGGAAUUGUAGUAGGAGCGGCCGUCCUGCUUUUCCCACCCCCCGAGAGACUUGACUUCUUCCUAACCAUGCGCUGAGAAGCAGACUUAUAACAUUCAUAUUUAAACAAAGCAAUUUUUUAUUACUAAACAAGGUUUUUAUGAAUAAUAGCAUUCAGAUAUAUAUACAUAUAUAUAUAUCACCCUUUAGAUCUUGAUUUUUUUUAUUUUUAUUUUUUUUGGUCAUUUCUCAAGAGGGCCCCCCGUCCCCCAUCCCCUGUCCCCCUUUGAAAAAAAAAAAAGCAUCGCGGUGCGUUUCCGACAUUCCACUUGGUAGCAAUAUGAACCCGGGUGCAUGCUGGCAUCUCUUCGUGAUUCCAUUUCAGCUGAGUUCAAACUCCCUUUUUCCUCCUCCUCCCCCCCCGAAAUCUGUUGCUUCGCUCGGGAAAGAAUCUGGAUAAUGCCUCUUUCCCCCCCCCCUUUUUUUUUUUUUAAUCGCCCUCCGUUUUUUCUUUUUUCCUUUCUUUUUUUCUUUUUAAAUCGAGCGUUCCAAAGACAGCAAAACACACCCUUGGAUGCAAAUGCGGAACAGCACUUUGAGAAUGUAAAGUAGAAGAUUUUUUUUUUGGGUGGGGGGGGAAGGAAGGAAAGGGGGGGGCGUGUGCGAUUUCAUCGAUGGAAAAAUAUAAGGCCGUGAAGUCCCAACGGUGUUUCUACAUUUUUUGUUUUUGUUUUUCCAACCUGGCUGCUUAUUAGAAAACCUUUUUUUCGAUGGAGUUCACCUUAUUAUUAUUUUUUUUAAUUUUUCAUUCUUUUUUUUUUUUUCUUUCAAAAACCAAAACAAAACCCCCAACAAGAGCCACCAACUGAAUGCAUGGAGUUUCUUGACGUGUCCGAUAUUUUUUUUUACGAAGCAGCUGUGAUUCUGAGUAUAGUAUGCUUUUUUUUUUUUAAUUUUUUUUCCCCUUAAACGGACUUCCUGUCUGCUUAGACUGGUGAUGGAGGUGAUGAUGGUAAUGUUUUUUUUUUUUCUUUGAAGUUGGCCGGGGAGGGGAGGCAAGGUGUGUGUGAAACGCUGGAAGGCCAGCGUGGAAAGUCAAAUGUAAGCCGUUCUUGUUCCUCUGGAGUCUCGGUUUCCUCUGGAGUCUCGGGUCGAGGAAGCGAGCCAGUCCUUUCGAAGGGUGGUGAGGUGGUCUCUUUAACUCGAAGUACCUUGAACCCAAUCCAUUCUGGUCCUCUGUAUCCAAACCACCAGCAGUAGGGAUUCUACACACACACACACACACACACUCACUCACUCACUCUUGUUCUCUUGACACUUCUGCAAACAGCUUCCAGGAGAACAUCUGGAAGAGUUUUGUGCUCCAGGUGGAUUUGACCAAAGUGCCGCGAGCCGGUGGGGAAAAAAAAGGAUGCUCUGGCACUUGGUUAGUAAUGCUCUCCUCACCACUUUGCUUUUCCUUUGCUGUCUGCUUCGCCGUGCUGUGUGAGCUGGCCAGAUGUUCUGAGAAAGUCCCACCACGUUUGGCAAGACUCUGGGCUCCUUUUGAAGAAGGGGAGGGCGGAUUAAUAUCGAAGGUGGUGUCAGAGGGGCUCCAAAUUUCUUCUUUCCUUGACGGAUCGACUUCCCGAUGGCUCCAUACCGCCCUUCCCCUUCGACGGGAAGGAAAGAGCCUUAGACCAGAAACGAUGAUGGUUGUCUAUGGUUGAUAGCAAGAAUGUCCCCUUGAGAUGGAUGUUGCUUCCUCUGGAUUUCUAGAGAUGUGGGGGGGACAGGAUGUUGAGUCGAGGGCUCAGGGGGGGUUGGUGCAUCUUGUAGUAUCGUCAUCAGAACAUGGGUGAAUCAAGAAGAAUGUUGACUGUCAAAAAGAUUGCGCCCUUCCUUUCCACCCGUUCCUUCUUAAAUGCCAUCGGAGUUUGAAAUUGGGGAGUUUGUGGGUGCGUAGAUCUGUGUGUGUGUUUUGGGGAGGGAGGGCUGACGGAACGAGUCCGAUCUUCAACCGCGAUCCCUUCCUUCCUUCCUUCCUUCCUUCCUUCCUUCCUUCCUUCCCCACGUGGAAAGAUCUGUAAAGUAGACUUUGAAUCGGCACGGUGAUUUUCAUUCGAAUAAAGCAAAAGAGCUUAUCGCGUCUUGGGCAUACAGAGCGAGAACAAAACCCAACAACCCGCAAAUAUUAUUCAUAGUCACUUUUUUUGUUGUUUUUUUCCCUUGAAAAUGUUUUUUCGGGUGUGUGUGUGUGGAAAGCAGUGAAAUUGGAUUGCGGUGAGCAGCUGAACUGAUGCUGGAAUAGGAGACCCUAGUUUUUGUCACUCUGGAUCUUGAUGGAAGAUAAGAAGGAUCUUUUAAAUCCGCAUUUCUCGAUUUUUAAGAUGGGCAGAACUUCAACUCCCAGAAUUCCCCAGCCCUGGGGGAUUCUGGGAGUUGAAGUCCCGCCCAUCUUAAAAAGAGGCCCAAAUCGAGAAACGCGGAUUUGAUUCCCUGUCCCUAACCCGGUGCCCUCCUGCAAUUGCCACCCCAUCCCCAUCCUCCCCAGCCGGCGGGGAGGAGUGCACGAUGGGCUUGGUCUGCCUUAAAUGUGCUGCUAAUUGGUUGACCUGUGCAAUGAUCUCUAGAUUUUGAGUGCCAAGCUAUCUAUCAUGAUAGGACUACCACUUUUGAGCAAACUAAACCAUUCUUCUCCCCAAGGUUGUACAUAUAUAGAGAUAGAUAGAUAUAUUAAUACGCUAGUGUUCUAAUUUCCCUUUACGAAGGCAAACCUUUUCUCUUUUUUCGAAACAAUAAAGUCUGAUAUUUUGAGAUUUUUUUGAACGCUCAUAAAUUAAUAUCCCUCCCCCCCUUUUUUUUUUUAAUCCCGUACCUCCGGCCAAGCAAAACCACAAUUCUGGUUUUAAUUAAGGAGCGAAAACUAACCAAAUUUCUGACAGAAAGAUAACCCACGUCAGCACCAAAUUCUGCGCCCCCCCCCCCCCCCAAAUUAGCCCUGCCAACUCUUUUUGAUUCGCAAAGGUCCUUUUUGGGGCAUCUCCUCUCUGGAACAUUCGUGGCUGAGAUGAAAGUUGAAGGUGAUCCUUCUUCUUUCUGGAAUUUAGUUCUUUAACGUAGGUAUCACACCCACACCGUUGCAAACCUUUUCUGACGUCCCUUGACGUAGGCGUUGAGUUGACCUAGAGAUUACAGUUGGCCAAAGGUUGGCGAGAACAAGCUUAAAGGAGACAUUUGGUGAGGAAACAUCUCAGAAGCUUUGACUUAAAAUGGAGCAGGUUUCAGCUCGGUCACCUUCCCAUCCUUGAUCUUGAGACAAGCUGGUACUUUCUCCGUUUCUUCCUUCCUUUCUCUGGGUGGUUUAAUCUCCACCAACGGUCUUCAUUUCAUGACACUGUCAUCCAAACCGCCAACCGUUGUUGAGUUGACGUUGGCUGAACGAAUCCCUCGGGAACGUCUUGCCGUCCAUCUGGGACGCUUCCCGUGUCCUUUUCGAAUUGCAAACUAGACCUGUCUUCGGCGGGCGGGGGAAUGACUAUUUUCUGGAGGCCACCAAACUUUUCAUCCAUCUCUUCACCUUCUUCCCCGAUUGAUCUGUCAAGCAAUCUUCUCAAGCCACCCUUGAGGUAUCUUAAAAGCGAGUUAAAAAAAACUGCGACGCCACAGGUCACACUGACCAGAUGACCCCGAGUCUUGUCCCCUUUCAUUCAAGUUGGGAGAUUUUGUAUUUUUGUGGUUCGGAGCAGAGUUGAGUCCUUCCUGAGAACUUCAGUGAAGUUCUCCUGGAUGGUUUGAGAACUUCAGUGAAGGUCUCCUGAAUUGGUUGGUUGGUGUCUUUCAGAGCGAGGUGGAGAUACAGACGAGACAGAUGGAAAAUACUUCAGCUUUGAGUGUCCUGCAGCUCAGAUUUGGGAACGAGGGGUGGUCGGCGCAUCGUGCACCAUUCCGGUUUGGGAUCUGGGACGUCGCUUUCUUGCGGGUGGGGUGGGUGCCCCCUUAAAAAUUGCCAGGUUUUUUUUUUUUUUCCAAGUUUUUGCUUAAUUUCCCGGAGUGUAUUUGGUACAUUGUGUGAAUACUUAAAGAGGUCAAACGGGAUGCCCGGCCCUCCCCUUGGCUGCCCCAAUUCUCCUCUGCCCCAUUUCCCUUCUUGGCAUUGCGAUGAUGCGGAUGGUGGCGGCAUUGAGGGUGGCGAGUGGGCAGAACCCCCCCCGUGGCGAAUGCCUCUGCUAAGGAUUAUAACCUCUCAGAAUAGUUGUGUAUAAUUAAAGAAACUGUAAACUUUUUAAAAAAUAAAAUAUGUAUAUACCUUG